Manihot esculenta (cassava) is the source of this 768-nucleotide messenger RNA. RefSeq names its product HMG1/2-like protein. The record is from RefSeq and is a predicted model, not a curated record. Bases 154 to 567 code for a protein of 137 amino acids. Lineage: Eukaryota; Viridiplantae; Streptophyta; Magnoliopsida; Malpighiales; Euphorbiaceae. The transcript is spliced from 7 exons.
ACUUGAAUUUCUCAUUUAUUUAUUUUAAAAUAAUAAAUCCCUAUCUCGGCCGAAAAGGCAAAAAGCAUUUUUCAAAGGCCUCCUUCUCGGCGUCUCUUCAUUCUCUGCCCCUCCUCCCUCCUUUUUUGCCUCCGAAAUCCGUAAGGUUUAGCCAUGAAAGGUGGGAAAUCCAACGCUAACACCAGCAAGUUCGAUGCUAAGCUGAAGGUAAAUGGUGCAGGCGGUGGCCAAAAAGGGUUGAAGAAGACGGGGAAGGACCCCAACAAGCCCAAGCGGCCUGCAAGUGCUUUCUUCGUUUUCAUGGAGGAAUUUAGGCAGGAGUACAAGGAGAAGCAUCCUAACAACAAAUCUGUUUCUGUUGUGGGAAAGGCUGCUGGAGAUAAGUGGAAAUCUAUGUCAGAGGCUGAGAAAGCUCCUUAUGUAGCAAAAGCAGAGAAAAGAAAGAAUGAAUACAACAAAAACAUGGCUGCUUACAAUAAAAGAAUGGCUGGUGGAGGAAAUGCCGAUGAAGAAUCAGACAAGUCUAAAUCUGAAGUGAAUGAUGAGGAGGAAGAAGAUAAUGAGUAAUUUGAUUGACAGUAGAAGAAGCAAUUGAAUGAUGUAAAACUUCUAUCUAUAUUUAAAUGGUUCCUCUGUUUCAGUAGUUAGUCUAGUUUAGGACAAAAAUGGAGAUCCAGCCUUUCGGAAUCUUCCUGGAGCUCACACGGCCGUGUACUUAAAUCUCCUUAAUUGUUUAUUUUAAGUUUAAUAUAUAUGCUUUUUCUAUCA